Camelina sativa (false flax) is the source of this 1257-nucleotide messenger RNA. NCBI's taxonomy places the organism in Eukaryota, Viridiplantae, Streptophyta, Magnoliopsida, Brassicales, Brassicaceae. The record is from RefSeq and is a predicted model, not a curated record.
AUGGCGUUGCUGGAGUUCAAGUAUCAAGUUUCUGAAGAAACAAGAGUUGUCUUGUCCUCUUGGAAUAACUCAAAUUCUCUCUGCAAAUGGAAUGGGGUUACAUGUGGCCGCAAACACAAGAGAGUAACUGCUUUGGACCUUGGAGGAUUGCAAUUGGGCGGCGUGAUAUCACCAUCUAUUGGUAAUCUUUCGUUUCUCAUAUCACUUAAUCUCUCAGAUAAUUCUUUCAGUGGUAUCAUCCCUCAAGAAGUUGGAAACUUGUUUAGACUUAAACACUUGGAUAUGAGCUUUAAUUUUUUGGGAGGAGGGAUUCAAGUCAGUCUGUCUAACUGCUCUAGACUGCAAGGGCUUGAUUUAUUUUCAAAUCAUCUUGGAGAAGGUGUUCCUUCAGAACUAGGAUCAUUGACAACGCUUGAAUUAUUAUAUCUUGGUCGAAACAAGCUGGAAGGGAAGCUCCCUGCAUCUCUUGGAAACUUGACAUCCCUCAGAAGUCUUACGAUUGCACGUAACAAUAUGAAAGGAGAAAUUUCAGAAGAUGUAGCUAGAUUGACUCAAAUGGUGGAACUUAAUUUAGGAGUGAACAAUUUCGUAGGUGUUUUUCCUCCAGCCAUCUACAAUUUUUCCUCACUUAAGUAUUUAUACAUCUCUGGUAACCAUUUCUCGGGUUCCCUGAGGCCUGAUUUUGGUGAGCUGCUACCAAACCUACAAGAGUUAAAUAUGCGAGGUAAUAGUCUCACAGGAGUCAUUCCAACAACACUUUCCAAUAUCUCGACCCUUCAAAAGUUUGGAAUCGAUGAUAACAAUCUGAUUGGCAGUAUUCCUCCGAGUUUUGGAAAAUUACGAAAUUUGCAACUGCUAUUAAUUCAAAGUAAUUCGUUAGGAAGUUACUCUGUUGGAGAUCUUGAAUUUAUGGUUGCUCUGACAAACUGCACAAAACUAGAGACCAUGGAGAUUGGUCACAAUAGGCUCGGGGGUGAAUUACCUACCGCCACUGCGAAUCUCUCCACGAACCUUUACCAUCUAGACCUUGGAAUAAAUUUCAUCUAUGGAAGCAUUCCUUAUGACAUUGGGAAUCUCAUAAGUUUACGAAGCCUUGGCUUGCAAGAAAAUAUGUUGACUGGUGCAUUUCCAACUUCUCUUAGUAAGCUUUUCAACUUGGAGGGAUUAAAUCUCAUGUCAAAUAAAAUUUUCUGGAGAAUUGCCAUCUUUCCUAGGCAACCUCACUCGGUUAGACAUUCUAUAUUUGCACAAGAAUAA